AUGAAAAAUCAUUGGUUUUAUAUUAUAUACUUUUAUUUAUUUUUAAACGUAUUUUCACGUUGCAAUGGAUUCCAAAAUAAAAGUAUGCAAUCCUUCCCCUGCGAUACAAAUGAAAAUCGUAUAGGGGUAACUUUUAACAAUAAAGUCGUUCAAGGCCAACAUAAAAUUAAAAUAAAUGAUGGAUCAAAUAGUGAAGGAUACUCAUUUUUGUCUUUAAAGGCAGUUUCGAUAUUUAAUCGAUUUUAUAUCAUGAGAUUGACUAAUAGUGUACUCAGUAGAUCGAUGUUUUCAAAGGAUCAUUUUUAUCGCAAUGUGGCUCUAUACGAAUCACUAUCUAGAACUAAUUAUUUUUUAUAUCCAAUUGUUUUAAAUGAUAAAAACCUAAAAAAAAUAAUGUCUUUAAUGGAUGCAGCACAUUUCUCAAAGAACAAAUAUGAAACCUUUAAGAAACGAUUAAUAUCAACGUUUAAUUACCCAGAUUUCGAAUUGGAUGAUGUUGUUAAAAAUGAAAUGGACCAGGCCUUAGCAAUAUACAAUAAAACAAGAAACGACUCAUAUUGGAAUGUAGUUGAUGCAUUAAAAUCCGAUGGAAUGUUAUUGGCUAAAACCUUUAUAUCAGCUUCGUUUGCUCACAGUGUUAGUGGUGUUGUUGGAGUUGUAAACCAUGAAUUAUUAAAUAUCUGCUUUUCUAAUGCUUAUUUUAUAAAUCAUAUUGCACCUUUAGAUAAAUUUGUAAUGAAAAAUACUUUUGGAUCAAUAAUAUCAUAUGUAUUUAGAUCAUAUCUUAUAUACUUUUAUCCUUUAAUUGCACCUUUCCGUGGGGCCUUUUCUUUUAUUUUAUCAUCAAUAUGUCUUAUGCAAUUUGGAAAAAUUGUUCAUAUGAUAUACAAAAACCUCAAAAAAUUGUACAGAAUAUCACGAAGAAAAUUUUAUUAUGCAAUUUUGAAAUUAAACCUAUUAAAUCAACCAGAAACCCAAUUAUAUGCUAUGAAGCUUUUAUAUGGAGAUGCAUUAGUUUUAGUUUCAAAAAUUUGGAAAUUGUCCUACGUCAAUGUCAAUGAUCAUCUUAAAGGAGAAGAAAUUAAUCCAGUUUUAAAUAAUUUAUUUGAAAAAAACUUGGGUACUGGUUUCUUUGAUUUCAGUGAAUCAUUAUUUAAAUAUGUUGUUAAAUCCUUAAACGAAAUGAAUAUAUUAACGAAUGAGGGUGCUGAUUUUGAAAACGAAAAUGAAUUAAAAAGUGAAACAAUUAUGAAAGUUUUGUCCUUACUCACAGUUACAAGAAGAGCACUUUACUAUGAAGAAACGUAUAUGAGAAUAGUUGUUGCACGUAUAUUAGCAAAAUUUUAUACAGUAAUGUUAGUAAAUAUAAAUGAAAUUAGUAAGAUACAUCCUAAAGAAUAUUUUAAUACAGAUAUAGAGUCAAAGUAUAUGAAUUUAUAUCAAAAUCAGGUAAAUGCAACGAAUUUACACCAAAUAUUUUCUGAUAUAACAACAAAGCCAUUUAUUAAAAAAAAUUUAAGAAAAAUAAAUAGAGGUUCUAUCGAAUUUACAAUGUCUCUUCUCAAGAUAAGAUUUUUUCACUACAAGUCUUCUUUAAAACAUCCAUAUUCAAGUUUUUAUUUUGAUGAAAAAUUGAAAAAACAUUUAAAUAAUGCUAUGAGAUUAAUCAUUUCUGGCUCUAAUAGUAUUAUUGGAAAUUUAGUUAAAUAUGGAGACCGAUUUAAUAUUCUUAAAGAUUGUCCUAUUGAUCUUGCAACAAAAUUGGGUAGAACAUGUGAUGACGAUGAUUUUGAAAUUAAAAAAUUAUUAUUCCCUCUUAAUAUUUUUAUUAAUUUAUUAAUUCCUUUAUAUAUGAAACCCAACGAUAUAUUAAUAAGCGAUAAGAUAAUACCUGAUAUAUUGAACUUUUUUGAUGUUAUGAUAGACUACAAAGAUUUAUAUUUAUAUAAAUAUUUAGCAGGUGUUGUUGACUUCAUUUUUAAACAUGAAAAAAUCGAAGCUACAAAUAUUGAUUAUCAUGCCGAAAUAAAUAAAUUAAUUACAAAAGAAAUUCAUAUUGUAAUUGAAGAAGUGAAUAACGAAAAAAUUAAAUCUUUAAAAUUCCAUACAUACUCAAUUAAAAAAAAUGAUGUAUUCUUACAUAAUACAGAUGGAAAAUUGUUUAAAUUUACAUUUGAUAAAGAAAAUGAUAAACAAAAAUUUUCAAAUCUAUUACAAAUGAUUGAUUAUAGAGAUCCAUUGGAAUAUCAAUCACCAUAUGUUGAUUUUAAACCUUUAAUAAGUAAUAGUGGAACUUUAGCAAUACAAAAUCAUUAUCAAAAAUUUGAAGGAAAAAUAAAUAUUUGCCAUAUGUGUUUGAGCGAGGAUGAUGAUGUUUUAGUUGUUAAUUUAAUUUAUCACAUUUUAUGGUCAUCCGGAUUAGAUAAAUUCAGCGCUUUUGUGUUCUCUUCAUUAAUCGGAGCAGUCAAGCAAAUGUAUCAUAAAGCUUCACCAUGGAAUAAGGCUCUUGUUGAUAUGGUACCGACAGAAUUUUACCAUGUCCAUAGUAUAUUUAUGAAUAAAAAUUCUCAUAUAAAAAAUAAAUCUCAAAACGCGUUUAUAAAACGUAUUAAACAUUAUGGAUUCCAUUUUAACAAAUAUACAUUUCAAAGCAUGUUCAAAACACUUUUAAGCAAUGUUUUAGUUCGUGUAAACUUUUUCGAUAUAGAACAAGCUACUAGCAUGAUAUCUAUGUCUUUAAUUUAUUCUAUUUAUUCAAAUAUUCAACGAUAUGAAUUACCAUUAGAGGAAACAUUUAAAUUGCAUCAACAAAAAAUCAUAGAAUCUUAUUACAAAGUGGAUAAAUAUUCUCAACAUUAUGAUUCACACACAAUUGAAAUGAUUAAUGACGCUAAAAAAAACAAGAAAAUCGAUAUGGAAGAAAAUGGUAUAAUACUUCCUGCCAAUAACAACAGCAAUAAUAAUAAUAAUAAUAAUAACAAUAGUACAUCUAUCAAUUCAGAAGUAACAGAGACAGACAGCACAACUGACGACAAAAAACCUGAAGAAGAAAUUGAACUUUCUCUAAAUGAUGACAUUAUCAAACAUACAAAAUACCUAAAAUUAGAAUUAGAAUCAAAAGAUAACGUAAGGGAUGAAAUAAUAAACCAAAUGAUAGAAAAACACGGAAGAUUGCCAAAUUAUGAAAUGUACCCUAAUUUACCAGCACAAUGCUUCUUUUUGUUAUACUAUGAUUUUACACCAUUUAUAGAAAAUAAUUUAAUGGGUAUAGAGAAUGUUAAAAAUACAUUAAAAAAUACUACACUUGGAAUGGAGCAUGUUAUUAAUUCUGAUAAAAUACAAAAUGAGACAACAAAAUUUGCAUCAAUUAAUCAAAAAGAUCUACUAAAUAUCCUCUGUGGUACCCAUUUAUUUUUUAAAAAAGAAGACAUUACAUUAAAUGACAUGCUUAAAUAUGAAAAUUCGGAUAUAGCUGUGAAACAUUUAUUAAUAUAUUUAUCAUUAUUGAGAAUUGAAAAAAGAAAUAAUCGUCUUUCAUGGAAAAGAUAUUUAACAUUAGAAAAAUACCUAGAUCGAAGAAGAAAAUUUUAUAAUACUCCAUUAAAAUAUCUUCGUCUAAAAUUAUUAAAUUAUAAAAGAACAUUAUCUCGUCUUAGAAGAAAAACACAAAAAUUUAUGGGAAUUAUUCUUAAAAAAAAGAAUUUAUUAAAAUCGUUAACACCUGAAACUAAUUUUGAAUUAAUCCAAAAUGCUGAAAUAUUUAAUAAAAGAUAUCCAUUGGUAUAUAUUAGAUUUGAAGAUGUUUUAACACAUUCUAAUGUCUUUCAUAAAUUUAAAUAUACAUUACUCAAAUAUGUUUCAAAUAAAGAAACUAUUAGAAAUAUGAUUAAUAAUUUCAAACUUGCUCCAGACACAUCUGUUAACAAUGAUAAAAUUUUGAAGCGAAUUUUUAAAAUAUUUAAUUUAAUAAUUUAUCAUAAAUUUAAUAUAGAUUUACGUAAUAUUAGUAAUAAUCAACAACAUGUUAAGACAGAUGCUAUCAAUGUAAAUAAAAGUAAAUAUAUAUUAAACUUUGUAAAAUUGCCUCUAGAAGUUGAAAAUUAUUUGAAUCAAUUAGUAGGAUUUUUAAAACUUUUAACUGAUAUGAAAUUUACAAACUUUUUAUUUUUGAAAAAUUUUUAUAUGUUUAUUAAAUUUUAUGCAGUAACAGGAGAUUUUGACUUUGCAGCUAAAAAUUCACUUAUAUAUAUAGUCAGCAAAAAUUACUUAAAUUUCAUUAUAAAUUCAAUGUUGGAGUUUGAAAGUUUCAAAUCGUUUAUUAAAAGCUUUAAUAAUGUUAAUACUCAUAUAAAAAAAAUGCCUUUAAAUUAUAUGAACUUUAAAGCUAAAUGUUAUACUAUUGAUGGACAUAACACUUAUGAUAUAACUAUAGAUGAUAGGGAAAAAGUAGACAAAAUAUCUAAAAUUAUGGAGUAUAAUAUAGACAGCUUUUAUAAAGAUUAUUUAUUAUUAGAUUUACUUUAUGAUGAUAUUAAAUUUGUAGACAUAAGUCCAUAUUAUGAAAAAAUUAAAGAUGCAAAACAAAAUGGUACAAAGAGCAAAUUAAACAAAUUUUUGCCUGGACCCAAAAAUGCUUCUAAAAAUAUGUCCUUUGAUGAUAUAAAUAUGUUAAAUGAUUCGAUACAAAAUUAUAUGUAUUUAGAAAAGUUUUUAGAAAAUGCAAACAUUCCUUUAAUUCCAUUUAGUAAUUUUUCUUAUUCUUCCGAUGGUAUUAUUGCCAAAGUAUAUUUUAAAACAAAAGCUACAACAGCACCUUUUUAUAAAGACAAUAUUAUUGAUUUAUUUAAUCAAGUAGGAAAAUCAUUUGUUAGUAAUUAUGAUCAAAAAGUUAAAUGUUCUUUUGUCAAUUAUCCUUUUAAUUUAUAUUACUGGUUAAUUUUAAAUCCUGAACGACCCAAUAUUGAAACUAUCAAUAAAACCGGUCUAGUAAAAGAAGAAGAUUUAGCACCUCAAUCAGAUGAAGAAAAAGAGAAAGAAAAAUUACGUAAUGAUGAAAAUCUUGUUAAAGAUAUAUUAUUUAAUCAAAUUGUAAAUAAAAUUGAUAAUGAUAAUGAUAAUGAUAAUAUAUCAAAUGCAUCAACAUCGAUAAGAAGUUUUAAAUCUCAAAGCGAUAUCGAUUCAGAAUAUGACAAUAUUAGUACUUCUGAACUAUCCGAUAAUAUAAGCCUUUCAGAUAAUGCUAACGAUAUAAAAUCAAAUUCAAGUACACAAGACGACUCAUCGAGUGAUUAUUAUUUAAGUGCACAAGACUCAAGUGAAAGUGGAACUGAAAGUAUCUAUGGUGAUUCAAUUUCAGUUGCUGAUUCAGGUUCCAAUACAAAUGCAAACAAUAAUCAAUCGAAUAACAAUAACAAUAAUAAUGCUAACUAUGAUACGAACAAAAAUGUUCAAAAACAUGAUGAGCUAUUAUACCAAAAAUAUAGUAAUGAAUAUGCUGAUCAGGAUAAAAAUGAAAAUGAAAGCCAAAUUACCACCUUAGAUAAAGCAAAAACAAACACUCCAACUAGUUUCAUUCAAAAAAGUAUUAUAGAACCAUUUGUUUUCGAUUCAUUAAUGAUAACUGAAAAAAUAAAUUCAGCUACUAAAGAGAAAUUUGGAAAAUUUAGUAGACCUUAUAAUAUAUAUAUUCCUAAGAAAGACAUAUUCAGAAAUUUUCAUUUAGUAAUUAAAGUAGUACAUAGUUUAAUUUCAUUAAAUAAAUUUUCUAUUGUUAAUCCAAAUGAAAUUCUUAAAAAAGGUAUAAUGACACUUACAAAUAAUAACGAUUUUACUAAAAGCCAAAAAAUGAACCCACUCAUUAAUACUAUGCUUCUUGAUAUAAAUGAUAUCAUACAAAAAUUAAAAUUAUCUAGUGAAAAAAAAUAUGAUUCACCCAAUAUUGAUAUAUUAGAUAUAUAUAAUAUAAUUGAAUUUAAUUUAUUUAAUAAGUAUAUUGUUUAUCCACCUUUGAAGAGAUUAAGUGAAGAUGAACUUAAAUACAUUUUAGAUGUCAUAGACCAAGGAUAUUUUGACCAUUUUAUGGAAAUUGUAUCUAAAUUAAAAGAUGCAAAUAUCAAUCAAAUGAAAGUUAGUAAUAUGUUAAAUCGUAUUCAAGAAUAUCAACCUUUCUUUGAGGGAAAUAGUAUAGACGAAUUUUAUCAAGUUAUUGUAGAUUCUCUAAAUUGUAAAGAUAUAAAAUGCUUUAAUUUCCUUUUCAAUGACUUUAUUAUAAAAAUGUAUAAUCAUAAUGUUUUGAAAGUUGUACACAAUUAUGAUAUGAUUCUGCCUAUGAAAGAAAUAAUUAAUGAUCAAUUUGGAUCUAUAGAUGAUAUUCUUACCAAAAUGAUAAAUUCAUAUGCAUUGUAUAAAAAAAAUGAUACUCCAAUUAUUAAAAUCGAUGCAAAUGAAAAUACAAGUUCAAGUUUCAAAUUAAGUUAUUCAGAAUUAUUAGUUGCUGCAUUAAAUAUACCAAAACAUAUGGACAAAUGGCUAUCAUUAUAUACAUUAUUUAAUAUAAGACAUAUAUAUUUAAAUGUCGGAUAUAUGCUAUGUGGUAUGAAAUAUACCAUCAAAAGAAGAUUUAGAAUUUUCGCACAUAAAUAUAAAAUUUUCGGAUGGUUAAGAUCAUCAAAAAAACAACAAUUAUACAUUCCAUAA
Messenger RNA from Plasmodium vinckei vinckei, 6696 nucleotides. Its product is annotated as rhoptry neck protein 3, putative. Bases 1 to 6696 code for a protein of 2231 amino acids. The transcript has 8 exons. Lineage: Eukaryota; Apicomplexa; Aconoidasida; Haemosporida; Plasmodiidae. The record is from RefSeq and is a predicted model, not a curated record.